Emiliania huxleyi CCMP1516 is the source of this 2118-nucleotide messenger RNA. RefSeq lists its product as hypothetical. Gene Ontology annotation, biological process: nucleocytoplasmic transport; activation of GTPase activity. Bases 1 to 2118 code for a protein of 705 amino acids. The transcript has 3 exons. Gene Ontology annotation, cellular component: nucleus; perinuclear region of cytoplasm; cytosol. The record is from RefSeq and is a predicted model, not a curated record. Gene Ontology annotation, molecular function: small GTPase binding; GTPase activator activity. Lineage: Eukaryota; Haptophyta; Isochrysidales; Noelaerhabdaceae.
AUGCUGCUCUCGUUUGAGACCCUCGUGACGCUGUGUAUGACGGCCGCCCGCCUGCUGCGCUCGUGCGUUGAGACCCUCGUGGGCUUCGUGUUCUGGCUAGCACUCUGUUUGAUUAUCCUUCCAGUCAUCGUUCUCGUUUCCUCGCCAUUUAUCGCGCUCGGCCUCUGCAGCUCCGACAGUGGUGUCGGCAUGCCUCCCGCCCACCUCGCCUUGGGUCGCCUUCCAUAUCUGAUUCCGAUGGUGCUCUUCGUCGACCUGCCAAUCGCCGUCUUACUCUUAGCGACAUUGCUGUUCGAGCAACUGUUCCUCCGGAAUCCCCUCAUCCUCGCCGUCUACAGCCUCUGCCGGCGCGCCCCACAGCUCCCGAACCGCGAGCCAACGCUCCCCGACACCGAGGCCGGUCUUCACGCUCGCGAGCGGCCGCGCGCAAACACCAACGACGGCGCCCGCUACCGCGAGGCGCCUUGCGUUGCAUCAGCACCUCGAAUGGCCGCGGCUCAGAGCACGGACGACGGGGCCCGUUACCGCGAGCACGCCUUCGUCUGGGCUGCCCUCGAGGGCGACGGCGAGAAGGUCCGACCGGGAGACGUGCGGCUGAUCAGUCUGAACUGGCUCAUUGCGCUGGCAGAGCGGGGCGGCGUGCUCCCGCGGCGGCAGGACCUGCCAGAGGAGGCCUUCUUAAGCUCUGCUCAGCUGAGGCGGAUCGAGCAAGGCGCCAGGCGCGGCUUCAACUCCGUCGGACAUGAGGAGGCCAUUGAGCGAUUCAUCAAGGAGCCCUCCCUCUCGUCCUUGCUCGGCUGGCUCGCGAGCUUUUUCGGCCGCAAGCGCAACCCCGACGGGCUGCUCCCGAUCAUCUCCGUCUCCUACUGCUGGCUCGAAGCCGCGCAUCCAGAUCGGGAGGGCCGCCAGCUCCAGCUGCUCUCCCGCAAGCAGCGGGGCCUCUACGGCGGGCGCGGCCUGCUCGGCGCGUGCCGCGACUACGGCUUCUCGGACAUGGGCGUGUUCCUCGACUGGUCCUCGGGCUACCAGAGGGAUCCGGCGCUAUUUGCCGAGCGGCGCGCGUAUGAGGCGAGCCGGUCGGGCGAAGAGAAGGCCGCCUUCGGUCGCAUGCUGGAAAACACGAUGGACCUCUGGUACGCGCACGCCUCGGUUACUGUCGUGCUGCUCACGCAGCUGCCCGACGAGCUGCCCGCCGGCUUUGACCGGAGCCGGACCUACGACACUCGCGGCUGGACGACAUUCGAGCGCUGCUCGGCAGAGCUGGGCGCAAAGCCCUCCUCGCUGGGCUUUGCCAAGUGGAAGCUCGUCAUCGACGUCGCCAGCGACGACGGCGGCGCUCAGCGGCGGCUCCCCGCGACUCCGGAGCGCAUGGCGACGCUGCUCGCCACUUGCCGCUUCACCAACGGCGCCGACUCGACGACCGUGCUCGCGCUCUACGAAAAGACGGCGAAGGCAGUGCUGGGAACGGUCGAGAAGCUCGACUACACGGGGCUGCCGCUCGUGCGUGGCGACGCGUGGACUAGCCCUGCGCUGCUGGCGGAGGCGCUGAAUCAUUGCGAGAGCCUCCGGACCCUCGUCGUAGCUGGGAAUCGCCUCGACGACGAGGGCGUGGCGGAGCUUGCGGCAGGGCUCGAGGGCGGCGCGCUCCCGGUGCUUGAGGCUCUCUACGUAGCGGCAAACCGCUUCGGCGCGCGCGGCGUCGGCGCGCUCUGCGGCGUGUUCCAUCGCGGCGUGGCGCCGGCGCUGCAGACGCUCGACGUCGCUGCCACGCCUAUUGGCGACGAGGGGGCAGUGGCGCUAGCUGCGGCUCUGUCGACCGGCAAGCCGUCGCAUGGGCUGAGCUUGGCGUUCUGUGACGUGAGCGACGAGGGCGCGAUGGCACUCGCGGCUGCCCUCCCGGCCGCGGGUCAGGGAUGUCGCGUGAACGCCUUUUUCAAUCGGAUCGGCCUCGCGGGCCAGGCGGCACUGCUAGAUGCACUCGAUGCGAAGCACGGGCCGCAGCCGGGGCACGGCAUUGCGGUGCUGCAGGUGAACUUGCUUCCCUGGUCGUGCCCGCUCAUUCGCGCUUGGGGACGAGGCGGGCGCCGUGUGGCCGAGAGCGGCCGACUCACCAUAUAA